GCCUCGUAAAAAAGAUAACAAGACUGAUAAGAUAUCAGAUUUUGUUUAAGUAGUGAAAACUAAAAAUAGUUGAAAUCGCGAUGCCGUUCAAGUUCAAACUAAUUGUGGCUGCGUGUGAAAACAAUGGCAUCGCUAAAAAUAAAAAACUACCAUGGACAAUUCCCUCAGAAACGUCUUACUAUCUGCGGAUGACCGGCGAAGUCAAAGACAAAACCAAGAAAAACGUAGUGAUCGUAGGCAGAAAAACGUUCGAGGAAAGUCCUUGGAAACCGCAUCCGGAUUGUAUCAAUUUCGUCCUGUCCAGGUCCGGUUUGGAUGUGUCCCAGUAUCCAGACACUUAUGCCUUUAAGAGUUUGGAUGAGGCGAUUGCCAAAUUGAACGAUGAGGAAUUUAAGAAAGAAUACGAGGAUUCCUGGGUGAUAGGCGGAAAUGGUGUAUACAAGGAAGUAUACGGAACAGAGCAUUUUUACAGGGUUUACUUUACCAGGGUGUUCCACCCUUAUGACUGUGACACUUUUUUCCCUAAAAUGCCAGAAACUGUUAAAUUAGUUGAGGAUCCUAGAGUGCCACAAGGUAUCAUCGAAGAUGCAGGCCAUAAAUACAUCGUACAUGUGUAUGAAAAUAUCAAUUUUAAGGAAUAAAAGAUAAUAAAUAAACUUGACAGAACAGAAACAUUUA
Messenger RNA from Anthonomus grandis grandis, 678 nucleotides. Its product is annotated as dihydrofolate reductase-like. The transcript is spliced from 4 exons. Lineage: Eukaryota; Metazoa; Arthropoda; Insecta; Coleoptera; Curculionidae. Gene Ontology annotation, biological process: glycine biosynthetic process; dihydrofolate metabolic process; folic acid metabolic process. Gene Ontology annotation, cellular component: mitochondrion. The coding region runs from base 81 to 641 and encodes 186 amino acids. The record is from RefSeq and is a predicted model, not a curated record. Gene Ontology annotation, molecular function: dihydrofolate reductase activity; NADP binding.